Molecule: messenger RNA, 1533 nt
Organism: Cylicocyclus nassatus
Lineage: Eukaryota; Metazoa; Nematoda; Chromadorea; Rhabditida; Strongylidae
Source: the annotation of a GenBank genome assembly
AUGAAUGCCCUAUUCAUACUCGUCACAUUGACUUUGACAGUUGCAACCGUCGCGCAGCAGCAACAGCUCAUGGAUGCCCUUUUUAAAGACUACAAAAAGGAGCUGAGGCCUGUCAAAACAUUCGAUUCUGGACCAACGAAUGUCACUGUGCAGCUCUACUUCAAACAAAUCCAGAAAGUUCAAGAAAAUGACCAAAUAAUAACUAUCUACUGCUGGCUAGAAGAGUAUUGGUAUGAUGAAUUUCUCACAUGGGAUCCAAAAGAAUUUGCGGGAUUGACGUCUUUGCAUGUGCCAGCGGAUAUGAUUUGGAAGCCGGAUCUGCUUGUCUAUAACAGCGCAAAUAUGAACAUACGAGAAAAUGAACUGCAAACAAAUGUGGAGAUACGACACACCGGACACAUCUCUUUGUUUCGAGCACUAAUCACAGAUGUCACUUGUGACUUACGAUUGGAGCAAUUCCCGUAUGAUCAGCAAAUUUGCUACAUAAUGCUAGCUUCGUGGUCCUACGAUGGCUCACAAAUUAUGCUUUACACUGCGGAAGAACCCACAGCUGAGCCAAGUACGAAUAAGACAAACCUUGCUUCCCUCAAUCACUACAUACCAAAUAUGGAAUGGAAACUGAUAGACUUCAAGUAUAGAAGUAAUCUCAAAUAUUACGACUGUUGUCCGAAUGCUUACCCUGACAUUUCAUACUUCUUCGCUAUAAAACGAAAUCCAUCUUACUACCUCUUCACGCUGAUUAUACCAUCAGCAUUUAUCACCAUCGUCACUGUCGUCGGUUUCUUUACACCGCAAUCAUCAACUGGCGAGAAUACGGAAAAGGUCAGCCUAGGUGUGACUGCACUGCUCUCUUUGGCCAUUAUACUAAUGAUGGUAUCAGAUAAACUCCCAGCCACUUCCAAUUCUGUACCAUUACUAGGUCAAUACUACAUAGGAUUAAUCUUUAUAAUGUUCUUGGCUACGUACUGCACCACUAUCACGCUAGGGAUUCAGAUGCAAGGGAAUGCUGGUCGUCCGAUAUCUCGAAGAGUUCGUAGCUUUCUACUCUCUAUUCGAGUGAACAAGUCAUCCCUACUACAGUGGUUUUUUGGAAAAGAGUUAAUGAAUACUCAAGAGACUAUCAAAAUGAGAUUGAAGAAAUACGACAAACUUUCUGAACUGAAGAAGACGUUUGCCUCGGAUUUCACUAGCUUUCAGCAGAAGCUUCUCAAAACAGAGGACGGAAAGCAUGCUAAAUUACCAUUGAUCGAUGAGGAUACUCCUGAAGAAAGAGCUAAGAAAGUUGGAGAUCCUAUUCUUCACAAUGUCGUCAUUGAUCUUCUGGAAACUGUGCAGUGUAUAAGGCAAGAAAUGUUGACGCAAGAGCAUGUGAGUAGGAUUCGAAAAGAGUGGCAAAUGCUGGCCAGGAUGCUGGAAAAGCUGCUUAUGUGGCUUUUUAUCAUUUGCACUAUAAUCUUUGCAACUGUCAUGCUUUACGAUGCACAGGAUCCGCCGAUAAUUACGGACGAGAUAAUGAAAGAUCGGGCCAAGUAG